AUGGCUCUCCACUUGUCCCGAGUGUCACGACGACGAGGAUGGGGACCAUAUCUUCGGAGCCUGAGGAUCCAACACAGGUCCAGCCCUGUGCAGCCGCCCGCCAAGCCGCCAGAGGACGAGCCGGACGCCGAAGGCUACGAGUGGACGAUUGCAGUUAGUUUCCAACUCGCCGACUUCGCGCCCCUCCACUGGCUCCGGCUUGAUGGUCCCGGCUUCGGGGUGCUCUCGACCGGACCAGAGAGGUGGGAAGUUUGGGGGCACCCGCUGUGGGUGUCCCGUUUCCGGGGCUGGGCUCCGGGGAGCCGGCGCGGCGCCCGCUCCCUGCCCGCCAGCCCUUUGGGAGCUCAGGCGCGGGCAGCCGCUUGUGUUCCUGGGAAGGGCGGAGCUGCGUCCCGGGGAGACACGCCUUGCAGCCGGCAGCCUAGUCGCUCCCCGCUGGCCGGCCGCUCCGUGAGGGCCCCGCAGCGGAGGGUCGGGGCUGGGGCGGGCUGGAGAGGGGGCCCCGGGCUGGGGCCGGUUCGGCCUCCCGGGUGGCGCGCGGGCCGAAGAACUAGGAGGACCGCCGGGCCGGGCCGCUUGUCCUUUGGAAAAACCUUGGCGGUUCCUCCUCUGGUGUCCGUGGACCCCGCCGUGGCGUUCUCCAGGGCCGCGGACCUUUGCCCACCGGUCGCGCCAGCUGUCCUGGAGCAGAAAGGACCCCCCUCCUCCCGGACCGAGCCCCGAGCCCCGAGCCCCAUGGAGCAGGCAAGCGCCGGAGUCCCGAGGCUAAGGCCCGGCCGGCGGGCGCUCUGGCACCUUUUCCCGCCCCCGAGGGUGCCUGUCCGGCCCGGCCGGGACUGGCUGGGAAACCGAGGCCGGAAGAGGUCGCAGUCCAGCAAGGAAUCGGGGCAGCUCUUCCGUGGUUCCUUGCAGACCCCAGGUCAGGCCAGAAAACACCUCUAUGGCCCUUCCCUGUGUCCCACCACCAGAUAGGACCUCAAAGGCCUGGGGUCCCCAGGAUGGCCCUCAAACCGACUGGUGCCCUUGCAGGCUGCCACCCUCCAAGUCCUGCUUCUCUCUAGAGAUGGGCAGGAGCACCAGCCCUCACCUGGCACCAGCACUUUACUGGUGGAACAUAAUAUGGUCUAAGAAGAGAUUUUUCCAGCAAGAGGCCAUCUCUGCAAAUCACCUGUGAGGCAGACCUGUGGCAAUUUUAUGACUCAGCUGGCCACCGGGAUUGUAGCUGGGUUCUGCCGCUUGUUGAAACCUACUCAGUGUUCUCCUUCCCUAAGUAGGACAAGACCGUAUCCUGCCUUUAAGAUUUAUAGAAUAAAAACUGAAAACUCUUUGGGGAAGAAAAUCUUCCCGAACAGAUAGCCCAGGGCAUUUUGAAAAUCCCUUAGGAAGUUCUCUGUUUCACUUGGGUACCUUUGUCCUUGGACUUUGGUGAUGUGGUUUGACCCCAGCCAGAGAGUGCAGGGAACAACAGCAAAAGGCAGGACAAAGACUGACUCGUGAGAGGAGGCCCAGGAACAGGGGGGCAUCGUGAAUGAGGAGGACGUGGGGGCCCAAGAAAGUGAGCUCUUGCGCACUCAGUCACCAGCCCCCUUCUGGGGUCCAAGCUGUGUCCCCUUCUCUAAAGAGGUAAGCCCUGAGUCAUGGGAAGAUGGAAACCGGGGCUGAUGAGACAGGAUGUUUUUUAAGCACCGUGGUAUCUUGUUGACUUGCACAUGCACGGGGGUCUUGGGUAACCACAGGGCUCAGGGUAUUUGCAGGAACAGUUCAAGUGCUCACUUGUCUUGGGGCUGUUUAUGGGGAAGUGGUUUCCACAGUGAGAGGACGUGAGAUAUUGUUGUCACCCCGGACCACACUUAGCUAGUUCCUUCUCACUAAAGCUCUGUAGUCAUAUUUUCCCUGGCAGAGCAGAAACUUCUAUGUUAUCCCACAGCUGUUCUAACGGCGUAGACUUGACUUAUGCAAUGAUGCCAGGAGUCCUGAGCAGCACAGCCCAACUUCAAUCACACACAGAUGGACAGAGCUGUAUUAGCAAAGCCUGAGCUACUGAGCGAUGAGAGUACAGCCAGGCUUUCAGACAUCUGUUCAUUCAAGAGAGAUAUGCGCUAAGCCAAGGACCUAAAGAUGUGUUUAAUGUGGGUGCUAAUAUGCAUAAGGAACCUUGAAAUAAAUGUUCUUAGCCUUUGGCCAA
This is a messenger RNA of Homo sapiens (human), 2185 nucleotides long. RefSeq lists its product as uncharacterized. The coding region runs from base 1 to 972 and encodes 323 amino acids. The transcript has 4 exons. The record is from RefSeq and is a predicted model, not a curated record. Lineage: Eukaryota; Metazoa; Chordata; Mammalia; Primates; Hominidae.